Chanos chanos (milkfish) is the source of this 869-nucleotide messenger RNA. Its product is annotated as polyubiquitin-like. NCBI's taxonomy places the organism in Eukaryota, Metazoa, Chordata, Actinopteri, Gonorynchiformes, Chanidae. The transcript is spliced from 2 exons. Gene Ontology annotation, molecular function: protein binding. The coding region runs from base 89 to 568 and encodes 159 amino acids. The record is from RefSeq and is a predicted model, not a curated record.
CAACUACCUUACAACUUCGUAACUUCGGCAAAAGGCCACGCUUGAUAAAUUGUUAUUUCAUCGCAUAGGUCUUUAACCGGCUACUGAGAUGGAACUCGUAGUUAAACUUCUGACCGGGGAGUCAAAGCCGUUGUCUGUUCUCCCAAACACUUCGGUCGGUCAGCUGAAGAGCCUCAUCCAACAACACGUUAUUAACGAGCCGCCAUCGAGACAAAAACUUUCGAUCAAAAACGGGCACGUCAUCAAUCUCGACAACGACUGUAAAUCUGUCAGUGAGUACGGUCUGACGUCUGGAAGUGUUGUGAUGCUCUUGAUCUUGACCAAUCCUGCGCCCGUUCAGGUGUUCCUCAGGAACGAGAAGGGGCAAACACACACGUACGACAUCUCUCCUGGUGAGACGGUAUCUCGGUUUAAACAGAAGGUCUACAACAAAGAGAGAGUUCCAGUGGACCAGCAGAGGCUGGUUUAUGGUGGCAGGCAGCUUGAGGAUGAAAGAAAACUGGAAGACUAUCACAUCGGAGCCGGAUGUACCAUCGACAUGACGCUGCGACUCAGAGGUGGACGUUGAAGCAGCUAUUCAUUUGACAACAACAAAAAACUGUUCUCAGAAACUGUUCGUCAAAUGUUCUAUUACGUGUAUAUAAUUUCUCUAUUUGUCAGUUUGUCAAUAACCUUUGCGUUAAUACCUAGAGGUGUCUGUCAGUGUACGUAACAUAAAUUAACAUAUAAAUGCCGUUGCAAGUUGUACAAUGGCUGUUAUACUUCAUUCUUUACAAGACCUUGUUUGCAUAACGCUGUUAUGACAAUGUUGUUCAAGAAACUCAAAUGUGAUUAUUUUGAAUUAUUGCAAGUAAUUAUGUGUAUACUAU